Molecule: messenger RNA, 135 nt
Organism: Racocetra persica
Lineage: Eukaryota; Fungi; Glomeromycota; Glomeromycetes; Diversisporales; Gigasporaceae
Source: the annotation of a GenBank genome assembly
AGAAGGAAGAAGAAAAGAAUGACUUGGGUCAGAGGCACAAUUAGACCACCUUUGCCUUCACUUAAUAGUCAGAGCAACUGGGUUUUCAUUAAGUUGUUAGAGAAGCUCAAUUCUACAAGCAUCACCAAAUUGUGA